AUGUUUGGACGAUCAGUGGAAAAAUAUGGCGUAAAAUAUUCUAAUUAUAUCGGCGAUGGUGACAGCCAAACUUUUAAAGGCAUUUUGGACUUGAAUCCAUAUGAUGACAUCAUAGUAAAGAAAAAAGAAUGUGUUCUGCACGUUAAAAAACGUAUGGGUACAAGAUUACGCUCUGCAAGAAAGCAGCACAAAAGUAUUGGAGGGAAAGGCUCCGGAAAACUUACAAAUGAAUUAAUGGAUAAUUUAACAGCAUAUUAUGGCCUUGCGAUAACGCGCAAUACAAAUUCUUUAAAAGAUAUGGAAGAGGCAGUUUGGGCUACUUUUAAUCAUAAGUGCUCUACAAAUAAAAAUCCGCAGCACGUGUACUGUCCUGCCGGCACGGAUAGCUGGUGUUCUUGGAGUCGCACUGAGGCUAAAGGAACAUUAGAAAAUUAUAACCACGAAGAACCGCUUUGUAAGGCAGUACAAGAUGCCAUCAAACCAAUUUAUCAGGAUUUAUCAUCCCCGGAUUUACUAGAGCGUUGUUUAGGUGGAAACACCCAGAAUAAUAACGAGAGCUACAACGGUUUUUUAUGGCACUUCGCGCCAAAACUUGUAUUGUGGCGUAAAAACUAUACAAAUUGCUGA
This is a messenger RNA of Habropoda laboriosa, 627 nucleotides long. RefSeq lists its product as uncharacterized. The record is from RefSeq and is a predicted model, not a curated record. The coding region runs from base 1 to 627 and encodes 208 amino acids. The transcript has a single exon. Lineage: Eukaryota; Metazoa; Arthropoda; Insecta; Hymenoptera; Apidae.